AGCAGCCGGAGCCUCAGUCUGCGUAAGCUGCUGCCUUGCUGUGUAUGAAGCUUAUCUGAAGUCAUGUCCAGAAGGAAAGUCAACUAAACCAGGGAUUUGCAGGCAUACAGAAAUGCAAGACCAGUAAUGGAGGUAGAGUCCACCACAUACACCGACUUCAUCUCCUGCGAUCGGGCUGGUCGGAGGAACGCUGUCCACGAUAUCCAAGGCGAUGCGACUGCUCUCAGCAUGCGCAAGCUGACAGGGGACAUAAGUGACCUUUCCAUCGAGGGAGCAGAAAGCCAAGCAGAUGCCUCUUCUCCUGAGAAGGACCCUGGAGCAAGACCAAAGGGACAAGACAACAGUCCCUCCCCAUGACAGCGUGCAGGGGUGGGAUGGGGCAGGAGGAGGGACACACCCUAAACCUUAAGCAAGAAUUUACUAUUGAAUCUGCAGAA
Molecule: messenger RNA, 437 nt
Organism: Tinamus guttatus (white-throated tinamou)
Lineage: Eukaryota; Metazoa; Chordata; Aves; Tinamiformes; Tinamidae
Gene: PKIG
Product: cAMP-dependent protein kinase inhibitor gamma
Biological process (GO): negative regulation of protein kinase activity
Molecular function (GO): cAMP-dependent protein kinase inhibitor activity
Source: RefSeq, a predicted model, not a curated record